This is a messenger RNA of Phoenix dactylifera (date palm), 4680 nucleotides long. It is a transcript of the gene NRPC1, whose product is annotated as nuclear RNA polymerase C1. Gene Ontology annotation, molecular function: DNA-directed RNA polymerase activity; DNA binding. The record is from RefSeq and is a predicted model, not a curated record. Gene Ontology annotation, biological process: DNA-templated transcription. Lineage: Eukaryota; Viridiplantae; Streptophyta; Magnoliopsida; Arecales; Arecaceae.
AUGGGCCGAUCGGGUCCAUUUGCCCCUUGCGGGCGAUGCAAGCACCUCGCAUGAGACUGCCUCAAGAUUAAAACCCGCCAGUAUUCGCCGCUGCUGCCGAACGCGGAGGCGGAGGCGGAGGCGGAGGCGGAGGCGGGUGUUCUUAGCACGCAAGGCUACGGUGUCGCUACUCGUGCCCCGCCCCACGGGCAUCGACCUACAAGAACUCCAAUACCCUCCCAAAACCCUGACAAAACCUAGGGUUCUUCCCCUCGGAUUAGCAAUCUGUUUUUCUCGGCCUUCCUCGCUCGUAAUGAUGCAGGAGAAGCUGAGAUGCACGAAGGAACCCUAUAUCGAGGACGUCGGCCCUCGAAAGAUAAAAAGCAUUCGAUUUAGCACCUUUUCUGGUGAGGACAUACGGAAAUUGGCGGAGGUGCAGGUCUGGAAUAAUAGAAUCUACGACCUUAAUCUGAAACCGAUCGAGAAUGGUUUGCUUGAUCCUCGAAUGGGGGCUCCCAACAGACAAACUGAGUGCGCUACGUGCCAUGGAAAUUUCACUGAUUGUCCUGGACACUUUGGAUACUUGAAGCUCAUACUCCCUGUUUUUAAUGUUGGCUAUUUUAAUUCUAUACUAAACAUUUUGAAGUGUAUUUGUAAGGGCUGUGGUAGGAUACUUCUUGACGAGACACUUCGCAAAACAUAUUUGAAGAAAAUGAGAAAUCCUAAAGCAGAUAUCCUUCAGAAGAAUGCUCUCAUGAAGAUAAUUAGAGACAAAUGCAAACCUUGUCGUUGCCUCCGUUGUGGAUAUGCAAAUGGUGUGGUGAAAAAGGCAAGAUCUGGACUGUAUUUUAUUCAAGAUUUUAGCAAAACUGCUGAUCCAAGUGUAGAAGAAUUCCGUUCUGCAUUAUCUCACACAAAAGAUAAAACAUCUUUCCAAGUUUCCCAUGUUUUAAGUGCUGUUGCAGUUCUUUCUCUUUUCAGAAAAAUGCUUGAUGAGGACUGUGAAUUGCUUAAUCUUUAUGAUCGGCCUGAAAAACUUAUUGUGACACAUAUUGCAGUACCACCUGUCUCUAUUCGCCCUUCUGUCAUCGUGGAUUCUGGAAGAUCAAGCAAUGAGGAUAAUAUUACAAGCAUAUUAAAAAAUAUAAUCAAUACAAAUUCUAUACUUCGAGAGGAUCUUGAAGGUGCUGCCCCUCCAUUCAAGUGUUUGGAUUGCUGGACACACCUUCAAAUUCAAGUUGUCGAGUAUAUAAAUAGUGAAGCUCCUUGUAUUCCUGAUUCAAAACAUCGCGGGCUUGUUCAACGGCUUAAAGGAAAGCAGGGGCGUUUCCGUGGUAACUUAUCUGGAAAGCGUGUUGAGUUUACUGGAAGGACUGUCAUUUCUCCUGAUCCAAAUUUGAAAAUCACAGAGGUAGCAAUUCCCAUAUUGAUGGCCCGGGUUUUAACAUAUCCAGAAAGGGUUUCUAACUAUAACAUAGAGAAGUUGCGACAGCUUGUUCGCAAUGGGCCUUCCAAAUAUCCUGGGGCAAAUUUUGUUCUACGACCUGAUGGCUCAAAAGUGCAUUUGAAAUAUGUGGAUAAGAGGGAUAUUGCUAAUGAGCUGAAAUAUGGUUAUGUUGUGGAAAGGCAUUUGGAAGAUGGAGAUAUCGUCCUCUUCAACAGACAACCGAGCCUGCAUCGGAUGUCCAUAAUGUGUCAUAGGGCACGGAUAAUGCCAUGGAGAACACUGAGGUUUAAUGAAUCUGUCUGCAAUCCUUAUAAUGCUGAUUUUGAUGGUGAUGAGAUGAAUUUACAUGUUCCUCAAACAGAAGAAGCUCGUACCGAAGCUCUUAUGCUUAUGGGGGUGCAAAAUAACUUGUGCACACCAAAGAACGGAGAAAUAUUAGUAGCUUCAACACAGGACUUUCUGACAUCAUCCUUUUUGGUUACAAGAAAGGAUACCUUCUAUGAUCGUGCCUCCUUCUCUCUUAUGUGCUCUUAUAUAGGUGAUGCCAUGGACCCCAUAGAUUUGCCAACACCAGCCUUAAUUAAGCCCAUUGAGCUUUGGACAGGGAAACAGCUAUUCAGUGUUCUCAUACGCCCUAAUGCGAAUACAAGGGUGUUUUUGAAUCUUAUUGUGAAAGAGAAAAUCUAUAGCAAAUCUGAAACAAUGUGUCCCAGUGAUGGUUAUGUCUAUUUCCGGAACAGUGAGCUAAUGUGUGGGCAGCUUGGGAAGGCUACUUUAGGAAAUGGCAAUAAGGAUGGGCUAUUUUCUGUGCUCCUAAGAGACUACAAUCCACAUGCUGCUGCAAGUUGCAUGAAUCGCCUUGCAAAAUUGAGUGCCAGGUGGAUUGGGAACCAUGGUUUUUCAAUUGGAAUCGAUGAUGUCCAGCCAGGAGAGAAUCUCAACCAGCAGAAAAGGAAGAAAAUUAAUGAGGGAUAUAGAGAAUGCCAUGAACUUAUAUCCUCAUACAGCAAAGGGCAACUUACUUUGCAGUCUGGUUGCAAUGCAGCUCAAACAUUGGAACUUAAGAUAACUGGCGUGCUGAAUCAAAUUAGAUCUACAGCUGGAAAUGUUUGUAUGAAUGAACUCCAUUGGAGAAACAGCCCUUUAAUUAUGUCACAAUGUGGAUCUAAAGGUUCUCCAAUCAAUAUCAGCCAGAUGGUUGCAUGUGUGGGCCAACAAUCAGUUGGUGGGCGUCGCGCUCCCAAUGGAUUUAUAGAUCGAACUCUUCCUCACUUCCCUAUAAGUUCAAAGACUCCUGCUGCUAAAGGUUUUGUAGCUAAUUCAUUCUAUACCGGGCUGACACCCACAGAAUUCUUUUUCCAUACAAUGGGUGGGAGAGAAGGUCUUGUGGAUACAGCGGUGAAAACAGCAGAAACUGGAUACAUGUCCCGCAGAUUGAUGAAAGGUUUGGAAGAUUUAUCAAUUUAUUAUGAUCAGACAGUGCGAACUGCUAAUGGAUCUAUAGUUCAGUUUGUUUAUGGUGAUGAUGGCAUGGAUCCAGCAAAGAUGGAAGGAAAAGAUGGGAUUCCCUUAAAUUUGGAUCAGUUGUUCAUGAAAGUCAUGGCUACCUGUCCCCUUAGAGAACAAGACACUUUAUCUCCAGCAGAAAUCUUACAUACUUUGGAUGACAGGCUCUCAAAAUAUGAUACGACUCCUGAGGGUGGUUGCUCAGCAGCCUUCAAGAAAAUGUUGUCAGAUUUUCUGCAUAAACACGCUGCUGCGUUCAGUAAUAUAAGAAGGGCGCUUCAGCUUGAUGAAAAUCAUGUUCAGAAGAAAGAUUCUAGUGUUCUUGAAAGUGUUGCUGCAAAUAUAUCUGGAAUUUCUGCUAAACAACUACAGGUUUUCCUGGAGACAUGUAUAUUCCGUUAUCAUUCGAAAAAAAUCGAAGCAGGAGCAGCAAUUGGAGCAAUUGGAGCUCAAAGUAUAGGAGAACCAGGGACUCAGAUGACACUGAAAACAUUUCACUUUGCUGGAGUUGCUAGCAUGAAUGUCACUCUUGGGGUUCCUCGCAUCAAGGAAAUAAUAAAUGCUGCGAAAAACAUAAGUACGCCAAUUAUCACUGCCACACUUGUCUCUGACCGUGAUGUUAUAUCUGCACGUAUGGUGAAAAGCAGUCUCGAGAAAACUGUUUUGGGUGAGGUUGCUAAAGCCAUAAAGAUUGUACUGAAAUCCAGUCAGCCUUAUAUAGCUGUUAAACUUGACAUGGAACGAAUUGAAGCCUUGCAUAUUAGAAUUUCUUCCCAGUCUGUACAACAGGCAAUCCUGAAUCAUCCAAAAAUAAAAUUAAAACCUGAGCAUAUCCGUGUCCUUGGAAACAACAAUCUGAAAAUAUACCCUCCUGAAGCAGAUAGGAGUAAACUACAAUUUGAGCUGCAUUCUUUGAAAGCUGUGCUUCCAAAGGUUAUCGUGAAGGGUAUUGCAACUGUUGAGCGUGCAGUUAUCAAUAAUACUAAUGGAGUAUACAACCUGCUAGUUGAAGGUACAAACCUUUUGGCAGUCAUUGGCACCCCAGGAAUCAAUGGAAGUAAAACUAAAAGUAAUCAUGUCAUUGAAGUACAGCAGACACUUGGAAUUGAGGCUGCGAGACAGUGCAUCAUUAACGAAAUUCAAUAUACAAUGCGUAAUCAUGGCAUGAGCAUUGAUGCACGGCAUAUGAUGCUUCUGGCAGAUUUGAUGACUUACAGAGGUGAAGUUCUUGGAAUCACUAGAUUUGGCAUCUCAAAGAUGAAAGACAGUGUUCUGAUGCUAGCAUCAUUUGAGAAAACUGCAGAACACCUGUUUAAUGCUUCAUACAAUGGUAGGAAUGAUCAGAUAGAGGGAGUAAGUGAAUGUAUUAUAAUGGGCAUUCCGAUGCAGCUGGGCACCGGAAUACUUAAAGUUAGACAGAGGGUUGAGCAGCUUCCGGAACUUACUUACAGGCCUGAUCCAAUUAUAUGUUGAAAUCUAGCAAGCUUAAUGCAUCUUUGACAUGUAUAUGAACAGCAGUUCUUGUAUUGGAACUAUGCAAUCAGUAUAUGAUUUCAUACUAACAGGUAUAUGAAGUUUCUUCAUUAUGCACUUUUUGAAGAGGCAUAUAUGAAAAAUGCCAUGUGGAUUUAUUAAUGGGUUCGGUGAAACCUUUUAUGCUGAUUGUGAAGAAAACUUGACCCACCCCCUUGGGAUAUGUGCGCAACACCAUUUCAGCCAGGUAUGGCACAUUCGUAGUCGUUUGUCCA